GCAACUUUAGUAAACUUUACCAGGGCGAAGGAUGCCAGGAUUUCCAAAUUUGUGUGUAAAUGUUUCAAAUUGAGCUUGUUAGUGCUUCAUAAAUCUUUGUCUACAAACCGAAUAUUUUGACCUAUUGUAAAAUUGUUGUCCUUGCAUAUCUACACAUUAUUGGAAUACAAUAUUUUUGCACAACACAAACAAAAAAACAUAUUUCUUGGUAAUAUUAGGCAAUUCGAACACUUGACAGACUCUCCAGAAUACCAAACGAUACGCAUAACAGGUAAAACUACCGUUCGUACCUGAAGCAGGAACAAUUAAAAUAUUGCGAAGUAGGACGUGGAAAAAAAACUCACUUCAGCCGCGAGCCGGACGAGGAAACUUUUACCAAUACGGAAAUGGAGCGACGAUAUUUAAAGAAUCCGUUCCAAGAUUUCCUUGACGGCGAGAACACGGCGUUCGCCAGCGAUGAGGAACACAUAAAAAAUCUCAUCUGUACCUACGUGGAUACUAUUUUGGAGCAUUGUCAUCCGAACAGUGACGACGAGGACGACCGUGGGGAUUUGUAUGUGGGCAAUGCCGGCAUCGCCUUCAUGUUCUGGAAGCUGGCCAGCUGCGAGCAGACGCGGGACCUCUACCCCCCAGCACUACAACAUGCAUCCGCCUUCAUUCGAAAUGCCAAAGCGAAUGCCGAGCGCUUUAAGAAACGGUCUGCCGAGCGCUACUCCUUUCUCUGUGGCAAUGCUGGAAUAUAUGCCGUCUCCGCAGCCAUAUCACAGGCAAUCAAGGACACCGAGGAGCUUUCCAACGACCUGGCGAACUUCAAGUCGGGCAUUCCUUCCAGCAAGGAGUUCAUUCACACCAAAUACGGCUGUGAUGAGGUGUUGGUGGGACGAGCCGGCUAUCUCUCCGGCUGCUAUUGGCUGAACGACGUUUUACCCGAUAAGAAGAUCACCGACGACGACUUAAUCUCCAUUUGCCAGCUGAUUGUGACCAGCGGUCGCGAGUACAGCAAGAUGAACAAUUCCCCUUUGCCGCUGAUGUUUCAGUACCAUGGAACAGAGUACUUGGGAGCUGCCCACGGACUGUGUGCUAUUCUGCAUAUGCUGCUAGACAGUCCAUGGUUUCGCACAGUGCCAAUAUCGGCUCCGGCAGCCGAGUUGCGUGAAAUUAAGCGCUCCAUUGACUACUUUCUCGUGCUACAGGACGCCGACGGCAACUUUCCGGUGGCCCUAGAAGACUUGCGGUCGGGAAGGGACAAGCGCCUUGUGCACUGGUGCCACGGCGCUCCGGGGGCGGUCUAUAUGCUUGCCAAGGCCUACUUGAUAUUUAAGGAGGAGAAGUAUUUAACGUCAUUGCGUCGCUCGGCCGAUUUGGUCUGGAAAAAGGGAUUCCUUCGCAAAGGUCCAGGCAUCUGCCACGGAGUAGCUGGCAACGGCUAUGUGUUUUUGCUUCUAUUCCGACUGACCAACGAAAUGAAGUACCUUUACAGGGCGCACAAGUUCAUGGAGCUGUUGACCAACUCUGAAUUCAAGCAAAGGGCUCGGAUACCUGAUAACCCACACAGCCUGUAUGAGGGAGUCGCCGGCACUGUCUGCUUUCUGGUAGAUAUACUAGAACCGGAACAGGCCUACUUUCCCUUCAUGGAUGUCUUUCACUAAACCCUCAAUAUCCGAAUACCUCAAGGCCAAAGAUCAGACCUAGGUCCGCGGCCUACGCAUGCUCAAAGCGGCUUCAAAAUUGGUGGGCUUAUCAUUAUUUCUAGUCAUUUUUUGCCUAUUUUUCUCGCCAGACGCAAGGUAAUUGCGUUUACCAAAUGAGCUCCUGUUUAUGGUAAUCCUAAAACGAUUUCAGAUCUUCCAGUGAGCGCAGCAAAUGCAGGAAUGCUCUCAGUCAUUCGCAUAUCCAUAUUAUUUUCGCUUUAAGCUAAACAAUUAACAUAAUGCAUACAACUUAUACACACAAAUAUUACAUAAAUAUACAUUAUAUUUAUAUACAUACUAUAUACAUAUACUUGCGAUGACAUCUACAUAUAUACAGACACAUACAUACGAGUACUUACCUGCAUAAUAGGCUUUAUACCAAUGUGUUACUCACGAUGAACUCCAAGUCUUUUGUCAAUGAAAAUCAAAUAAAUAAUUGUGCUAUUUUAUACAGAUAUUUAC
Drosophila obscura is the source of this 2153-nucleotide messenger RNA. Its product is annotated as lanC-like protein 3 homolog. NCBI's taxonomy places the organism in Eukaryota, Metazoa, Arthropoda, Insecta, Diptera, Drosophilidae. Gene Ontology annotation, cellular component: plasma membrane. The coding region runs from base 387 to 1649 and encodes 420 amino acids. Gene Ontology annotation, biological process: peptide modification; carbohydrate metabolic process. The transcript is spliced from 2 exons. The record is from RefSeq and is a predicted model, not a curated record.